AUGACGGGCCAUGUUGAGGGUCUCAGUGCGAGACGCACAGAGAAAUCCGACAAUAUCGAAAUAGACCCCAAGAAAGAGGCACAGGCUGUGCCCCAUGAAGUCGAUGGUGCCCAUGAACUGGAUGGUGAAGACUGUCCUUCACAAGAGGGCGAUACUCACUAUGUCAAAGGACAUCCGGUCAUUCGCAAUGGCGCCGAUGUCUCCAAAUAUAUCGUAUCUGUGCGCGAUGAUGGCGAUCCGGCCCUAACCUUUCGUUCUAUCGUCUUGGGCUCCGCGUUCACUGCGCUAUCGAGCGUCAUCACGAUGCUGUAUACGUUCAAGCCCAUCCAGAUGCAGGUCUCGGCGGUCUUUUUGCAACUCCUGGUUUACGUAUUUGGGGAAGCAUGGGCCCUGUCCACGCCCCGUCCGGAGCGGUUUCGAUCGACUGGGCUGCAAAAAGUCCUGCGCUUUCUGAAUUUCGGCCAACCGUUCGGCAUCAAGGAGCACGUGGUGGCUGCACUGAUCGCGUCCUCGGGAAACAAUGGGCUGAACGGAGUCGAAGUCUACGCUAUCGAGAGACUGUUCUACGACCGAAGCGUGUCCGCCACGACCGCCGUGCUAGGCACCUUCUCCAUGGCGCUCUGCGGAUUCGUCCUGGCCGGCGUCUUGCGCGCGCUGAUCGUGUAUCCCUCCGAGAUGGUCUACUGGUCAACUCUACCCCAGGUCGUGCUCUACCAGAACCUGCACUUCGACCGCAGCGCCAACAAGGAGCGUCUCGCCAAGUUCGGAUGGGCGCUGGGACUGGCCGCUAUCUGGGAGCUCUUCCCUGCGUACAUAGUCACCUGGCUGAGUGGAUUUUCGGUCGCCUGUCUGGCCUCCAUGCGCGCCCCGCAGGGCACUCGCACGGUGCUGGCCACGAUAUUCGGAGGCGCCUCCUCGAACGAAGGACUGGGGCUGCUGAAUUUUGGCCUCGACUGGCAGUAUAUUCAGAGCACGUACCUCUCGCUGCCGCUCAAGCAGCAGCUCAACACCUGGAUCGGCUACAUUAUCUACUAUCCGUCCUUGCUGGGCCUGUACUACAGCAACGCGUGGAGCGCCAAAAGCUUCCCAUUCAUGUCGACCUCGCUCUUCCUCGCCAACGGCACGCAAAUGUCCACCACCUCGAUCCUCAACGACCGCGGCACCGUCGACUACGCCAAACUCCAGGAGAUCGGCCUGCCCUAUCUCACCUCGUCCACAGUCUGGGGCUACUUCACCGCCAACCUCGCCAUCGGAGCCCUCAUCGCCCACGUCCUCAUCUUCUUCACCAAAGACAUGCGCCAAUCCUGGACGCAAGCCCGCACCCACACCCAGCCCGACCCCCACUACCAAGCAAUGCGCCGCUACAAAGAAGUGCCCAUGUGGUGGUACCUCGCACUAUUCAUCCUCGCCUUCGUCGCGGGCCUCAUCGUGAACAUCAAAGGCGAGACGACCCUCUCCGUCUGGGGCUACAUCAUCGCGCUCCUCCUAGGCGCCUUCAUCGCGCCCUUCUCCUGCGUCCUCUACGGCCUCUACGGCGUCGGCGUCGCCACCAACCAGCUCUCCAAAAUGGUCGGCGGCGCCAUCCACCCGGGCCGCCCCCUCGCCAACCUCUACUUCGCCAGCUGGUCCCACCAAGUCAUCCUCCUCUCCGUCAACCUCUCCAACUGGCUCAAAAUCGGCCAGUACACCAAAGUCCCCCACCGCACCAUGUUCGCCACCCAAAUCUACGGCACCCUCCUCGGCGCAGGCCUCAACUACGCCGUCAUGGCCACCAUCGUCACCAACCAGCGCGCCAUCCUCCUCGACCCCACCGGAAACUCCGUCUGGAGCGGCUCCAACGUCCAGUCCCUCAACUCCCAGGCCAUCACCUGGGCCCUCGCAAAGGAAGUCUACGGCCCCAGCGGCAGAUACCUCCUCGUGCCCCUGGGUCUGCUCAUCGGCCUGACCCUCCCCGCCUUCCACUGGGUGCUCCUCAGACUCUUCCCGCGCCUGCGCGAUAUCCACCUCAACACGGCUAUCAUCGCCGCCUCCGCGGGCCUGUACUACUAUGGGACGACCGCGUGGAUCUCGUCGAGUAUUGCCGUCGGCUUGUUCUCGCAGUUUUGGCUGCGUCGUCGUAUGCCGGCUGUGUACAACAAGUAUAAUUAUCUAAUUGGGGCUGCGCUGGAUGGCGGAUCGCAGAUUGUUAUCUUUAUUCUGUCGUUUGCGGUGUUUGGUGCGAGUGGGAAGGAGAGGCCGUUUCCUACUUGGUGGGGGAAUCCCCAGGGGCAUGCUGAUCAUUGUUUAUAG
Molecule: messenger RNA, 2289 nt
Organism: Aspergillus campestris IBT 28561
Lineage: Eukaryota; Fungi; Ascomycota; Eurotiomycetes; Eurotiales; Aspergillaceae
Product: OPT family oligopeptide transporter
Exons: 3
Coding region: 1-2289 (762 amino acids)
Biological process (GO): transmembrane transport
Molecular function (GO): oligopeptide transmembrane transporter activity
Source: RefSeq, a predicted model, not a curated record